UUUUUGGCCAGGACUCCAGAAAGUAAGGUCUCUUCUACAGGCGGUGCUUCUCUCAGAUAGCCAGAGACGUUCACUGGUUGCUUCAGGAGAAAGGCAAGGAUCACUGCAGACCCUGUCUCUGCUGGUGUUGGGUUAUGCUGCUGAGCGUUCAUUCGCUGCGAGGCAGAGAAAUAGACAAUUAAUUCAUCACAACGGUCGUCCUUUUAUCCGAUUUGUCAUCUGUCGACAUUUGGAAAACACAAGAAAUUUGUGAAAGAGCACAAGUCAUCUUCUGGAGGGAUGCAAGAAAGUUUUCCCAAAAAUCUACCUACUAGCAUCAUGGCCGGAUCCUCCCAUCCAGUGUGCUUUCCCGUAAACAGGUCUCUCCACUAUAACCACUCUAUCGCCUCACCUCACUUCGCCCCCACCUUCACUGCUGUGGGCCUCAGCUCCAACCUCAUCGCCCUAAUCGUCCUGAUCAGGGCGUACCGGCGGACCCACAGUCGCUCCCGCUCCUCCUUUCUGAUCUUCCUCUCUUGCCUGGUGGUGACAGACCUCACAGGUCUACUGGUGACCAGUCCCGUCGUUAUCUUCUACCACACCAAGGGCUUCAACUGGAGUGAGGUGGACCCGCACUGCCACCUCUGCAACUUCAUGGGCAUGUCCAUGGUCUUCUACGGCCUGUGCCCGCUGCUCCUGGGGGCGGCCAUGGCCGUGGAGCGCUUCAUGGGCAUCCGGAGGCCCUUCUCCCGCUCCACCCGCAUGUCCAAAGGCCGGGUUCUGCUCACCGUGCUGCUGGUGUGGGUGUUUGCUGGUGCCGUCAGCCUGCUGCCCGUAAUCGGGCUGGGCAGUUACCACCUGCAGAGCCCAGGAUCCUGGUGUUUCUUCAACAUGAGCUCCCAAACCCCAGACCUGAUGAUCUCCUUGGGCUACUCCCUGGUGGGACUCUUAUCUUUGGCCACGUCCUUCGUCCUGAACACGGUCAGUGUGAUGACGCUGCUACGCAUCUGCUGUGGACGGGACACUUCACGACGGCAGCGGAACCAUGAGGUCGAGAUGAUGAUGCAGCUCAUCUGGAUUAUGGUCAUCACUUCUGUCUGUUGGUGCCCCUUUCUGAUACUCAUUCUGCAAAGCACGGUGUUUGGGGAAGCCAGGGACCAGAACCUGCUGCUGUUCUGCUUGCGCCUGGCCUGCCUCAACCAGAUCUUUGAUCCCUGGAUCUACAUUCUGUGUCAGUUGGCCUUAAAAUGGAGAGUAAGUUCUAAUCCAAAGAGGCGCCCCUCUGUAGCAAGCUCUGUGUCUCGGGACGGGUCAAACUCUUUCCAUCUGAUAGUCGUCCCUCAGCGAAAGACACCGCCGUCCUGCUCAGGAGCCACCCCCCCCACAGUCUCAGUCCGUUCUUCUGCAGAUGGACCAGUCACGUUUAGCACCAGGUCCAAAAUUCAUUUAGCCCUUAACUCUAAAUAGGCCGUUUGUUUCAUUUUCAAAGUGGUGAUCUACUCCUAAAAUAAAUAUAUAAUAUAAUAAUAUACAAAAAUAAAUAAAUAUACACAGCGAUGGACUAUGGCUCUACAAACCACAGUAUUGGAAGCAGGAUGAUUUCAGAAGAGGGACAUUGAAGACAAAGAUGUUCUAAACAUGCUGAGAUGGGCCACUACCAGGGCUGAGACUGACUGGCCCUUUCCAAAGGAGAUGAGAUCAGGUGUGACUCAUCAGUUUUCUGACUUAUCUGAAAAUUAGCUGGAGAGCUGUGGUUUGGAUGGACCUUGUAGCACCUAGAGGCCACCUGAAGAGGGUCACUGCGGUCUACACAGAAGAUACCCAGUGUCUGGUCAAGGAGCUGAGUGAGGAGGUUAAUGGGGGACAGAUGGAUGGAUCCUGUACCUCUCAAAGAGGAAGAACGCUUGCUGUGAGCUGGACUGUGGAGUUCCCGUACAAGCGUACAAGUAAAUUAUCCCUAACUCUCACCUUUUCUUUUCUUGCUAGUUAAUCAAACGUUCAUUGUCCUCCCACAUCCAUCGAAUAACAGGAAAUGAAUUUCACCAUGUUUUGUAAAUAUUGCGUUUGCAUUAUUUAAUGUAAAACUUCUGCAUCUAAACCUUGACCUUCAACUGAAAACAAAACGGGCACAAGACACCCAGAGCACCACUGAGAGGGGAAACCAAAGUGCAGUUUAUCUUACAAAAGUUAUUCCAGCUAGUACUACAGCUAUUUGCAGAAAAAAGGGACGGACAUCGCUGAUCUGGUCCCAAACUGGGUUUAUGUGGGUCUCCUGCUGAACCAGCAUGUGACAUUGAGAGUUAUAACUCACCCUGAGCACUUUGGCAGUGUCUGUGUCGCCAUUAUGCAGACAUAAAGAGUCAGAUCUGUAAAACACAGCAGUCGUAUUUGCAAAGCUGCGAGAUAUAAAACAAUUAAAAAAGAAAGUAGCACAGUACAGGCUGCAGUAGUGUAACGUGUGAGUACAAGACACGGCAAGCUAUUUUAAUUAAAUACGUGUAGGUUAGAAUCCUCAUGUGACGGCACCUUAUGUAUUUUCUGGUAAAUCAUAGGAAAUGCACAACAGUGUUUUAAAUUUUUCUUAAAAACACACACACACGCGCACAAAAAAAUAAAAUGUAGAUAUUACUUUAAGGGGAAUGACGAUAACCAUAGUAAGUAUGAUUAGGAGUCUAACCAAUUUCCAAAAAGCUAAUGGAAUCUACUUCUGCAAAAGUGUUAUAUGCAGAAGUAUUACAUUAUAUUAUAUUAAGUGCUGUAGAAAUCCUGUACCCAUGAAACCGGAGAUGUCUGUAGUUUGACCAUUAUGGUUUAAAUAAAUAUACAUUAUGAUGUAAAA
This is a messenger RNA of Paramormyrops kingsleyae, 2818 nucleotides long. Its product is annotated as thromboxane A2 receptor-like. Gene Ontology annotation, cellular component: plasma membrane. The record is from RefSeq and is a predicted model, not a curated record. Lineage: Eukaryota; Metazoa; Chordata; Actinopteri; Osteoglossiformes; Mormyridae. Gene Ontology annotation, biological process: positive regulation of vasoconstriction; adenylate cyclase-activating G protein-coupled receptor signaling pathway; positive regulation of cytosolic calcium ion concentration. Gene Ontology annotation, molecular function: thromboxane receptor activity.